Paramuricea clavata is the source of this 4414-nucleotide messenger RNA. NCBI's taxonomy places the organism in Eukaryota, Metazoa, Cnidaria, Anthozoa, Malacalcyonacea, Plexauridae. The record is from the annotation of a GenBank genome assembly.
UACGUAAAAAUAUCGUAUUUUUUACGUGUGUUUAGAUAAGAUUUUUCUCAGUGGCCAAAAAGUCUAUAUAACACUUAUGUUUAUAUAAUAAAUUAACAUAUGACGUCUGUCUACAAUACUUGAUAUAUUUUCAGAAAUAUAUUUUGAACAUGUCAUAAUUAUAUUUUUCUGUACUUGUGUUCGUCAAUAAGUAUUUUUAUUAUAUGGCUUUUCAAAAUUCUCUAUUCUGAUUAGUUGUCAAGCGGUCCGUAAAAACACAUAUCCGGACCGUGGUCCGUAUAUUCCGUAUCUGGACCGGUGUCCCAGAUGUCGUUUAUCUGGCGGGAAAUUUUUGCUUUGCAUACAGAAAAAAAUCAAGUUUAAUUUUCCAAUUCUACUUUAGAAAAUUAAUUAUUUAUUAUUUAUUAAAUUGUUUAGCAUGCAUGCCUACCGUAUAUUGUUACCCAGUGAAACUGACGAUAGCCGAUUUAAUGAUAGCGAAAAGCAUAUGCUCGCAGACUCAGUUCAUCCAUAUCCGCUUGUUUGGUCUGUACUGUGAAAUAUCAGACCUCUGUUUUUUGCAUGGACCUCGCUCCUUCGUCGCUCGAUCCAUACUAAAAAACCUCGGUCUGAUAUUUCACAGUACAGACCUCACGCUCGGUCAAUAAGCCGUUAAUAUAUCUUCAUACAUAUAUACAUACAAUUAUACGGAUGAGAGAGCUAAUCAACAAAUGCUUAUAGCGAUGCUCCCAAGGGAGUCUUUAAUUAGUUAUGGCAUUCUAGAUUAUAGUAUACAGGGUGUCUCAAAAAAACCCAAAAUCAUUGAAAUAACGUAUUGUUCGAAUUUCAAUGCCGUAACACAAAGGAUUUUGACAGGGUGAUUAAUUUGUUUUAAAAAAUUAAAAUAUCUUUGUAAAGUGAACGUUUGUUUGCUCAUGGGAAUUUAAAAAUGCUUCGUAAAUUCGUGGGUUUAGUACUUUAUGCCUGACAUAACAAGUUUACGCUGAGUAUUACCAUUCAUUAUAGCAGUUAUGUCAAUCUUUUAUGCACUCGUGGGAUUAACUUAGUGCUAGGGCAUUGAAUAUCGAACAAUACGUCAAUUUCAAUGAUUUUGGGUUUUUUUGAGACACCCUGUACAGCUGGCAAAUUUGUAUAUCUAUGAUGAUGUUGUUUAUUAGUCAACCUACGGAUGCAUGAACAGGUCUUCUGCAUGAAAAGACCACUUUCUGUCAAUAUUGAAAAGAUACCGAAUAUAUCAUUCGCGAGUUUGCAAGCAGACAAAUAAGCAAACAGACAAAUAAAUAAUAUCAACAUGCUGCCUAUAUUCAACGGAAAAGAGAAAAACAAAUUUGCCAUGAGUCGUCAAAGUUGUCAUCGACUAUGCAAUUUAGUCGUUUAAUUGGCUUCUGUACUUCUGAGAUUCAGUCUUUUGUCGCUGAUAUUUAUUAUUAAUAAAAACUAUUGUCCUUUUAGAGAAAAACAGUUGUCCUUUUCUUCAAUGUUUUGUUAGAAUAUCGAUUCUCGAUAUGAAUGUAACCUUGGUUUAUCUCAUACGUGUUGAAAAUGACAUAGUGACUUUAAGGUUGAGCAAGGCCGGACACUCGCGUGACAACUCAGAACAGAUGUCAACACCGGUCUAUAUUUUACUGUCGAUGCAAUUAUAGAAGUGUUGAUAAAAUAUUGCACCAAUUCCUUUCCUCAAGUUGAUCAGUUCAUUUGAUAGAAAAUUGAUCAACUUCCUGUACUUACUUUUAAAUGAGCCAAUUAGAUUUCGUUUCAGAACCAAUUGACCAAUAGGAAACGCACAGGAAAUAAAAAGAAAUUUGAAUUCGUAUGAAUUGAUCAACUUGAGGAAAUGAAUUCAUGCAAUAUUUUAUCAACACUUCCAUUGCAUCGACAGUAAUUACUAUAAACGCAAAAGUAGUUUGUUGACAUUCUAAUUCUCGUUUCUACUAUUAUUUUACAAUUAUCUCAACCUCCUCCGCAGGGCUUUCAAAAAUUAGGGAGGCGAAAAUUUCGGGCGGGUGAAAAUUGGUGGGAAACAAACAGAAAGACCUGCGGACUAAUUUCCAAGAUAGCCGAAGCCAUAAGCCAAAUUAUAUUUGCAUGUAUAUCAUUUUAUACCAGAUAAAUUAAAAUACUUAAAGUGCCUAUGACACGAAAUUUCACCCCAAAUGUUUAUGGUUGCAUUGUAAAGAUUACUUAAAAUGACUUAAUAAUUUCUUUUAUAGAAUUUUGGUAACUUGCUCCCUUUUCAAGAUAUUCAACUUUGUUCCAUAUGCAAAUAUCACCGGUGUGACAUCACAUCGCUUAAUGAGUUUUCAGAAAAGUAUAGUUUUCUAGAUGAAUACGGAUCUAAAAAACUUAAAAAUUGCUCUUGUAUAUGUAUUAAUUUCAUAACUGGUAAUUAACCCUCUGUAUUUGUUUGUAAAAAUAUUUUAUCAAGGUAAAAUAUUGCGUUUUCAAAAUGUCAUUAUGCGAUGUGAUGUCACACCGGUGAUAUUUGCAUAUGAAACAAAGUUGAAUAUCUUGCAAAGGAAGCAAGUUACCAAAACUCUAUAAAAGAAAUUAUUAAGUCAUUAUAAGUGAUCUUUACAAUGCAAUCAUAAACAUAUGGGGUGAAAUUUCGUGUCAUAGGCACUUUAAGAAAUGAUGAAAUACUUACGAAAUACUUAAAAUACUUACGAAAUGAUGACGUAAUGCUCGCGCCGCAGAAAUCCUUCCCUAUACAUGUAAGUAUACAGCUGAUUUCAGCUGAUUCAAAAAAGGUUGUCCUUUGCAAACUUUAAACUCUAAACCUUAACCCUUAAACUUUAAGCGCCCAAAGCUUAAUGGGAGCGCGAAUUUGUAGCUUAGUAGUUGAAUAUCGAAUAUUGCAGCUAUUCGUGAAUGAAUUGUUUUCGUCAGUAAGGAGAUAUUUACCAUGUCUCUAAGAAAUGGACUCAAUAUGUAUAUGAUUUCUAAACUAAUUAAAUUAUGCUCCCAUUAUAUGCUUUGCACGUUUAGAGUUUUACAGUUUAAGGUUUACAGUUUAUAAUUAAGGUUUGCAAAGGACAACCUUUUUUGAAUUAGCUGUAUAUCAAUACAAAAUAUUUAUAAGAUCUUCUAAUGGUCACCACGAUGAAGUAAAACACGCUCCAACUAAAAUAGCCAGUGCUAUGAAUAUUCUUUCAACAUGGUCAUGGCCGCCAUGUUAUGAAUGUUCUACAAAAUUAUACAAUAUAUAUACAUGUAGGUAUAAAGUAACCGCCAGAGAAUUAUAAACGUGAAAAAUAUUUUAUAUCACGAUUCGAACUCGCCCUACACGAGCUGCAUUCAUACGAGCAGCGUGAAUAUAGCAAGGUAAUUAAUAUCCUUCAAGCAGACUAUCAUUUUGUUUAUUAAUUUCUAGAAACCUCCAGAACCAGUUUCAACAAGCACUCUGCCUCAGAUAACACAACCAUCAUCAAGUAAGGUCUAAAAUCAUAAUUAUAUUAUAACUGCACCACCGACGGCGACUCAUUACAGUAUACCUGGUUGGCCUAUAAUUAGAGAAUUAUAUUUAUAGAGAAUUAUAUUAUUAGAGAAUUGCAUUUUACUCUGUUUAGCAAAUCAAAAACUGUUAUCAUCUUGUAUAAGGAACUACUGCAAAGAAACAGGUUUGUGAGUCACCAACUUUGAAGGAUUUUGUAGAUGGAAAUUUCGAGUCUAAAUUUUAUACAUCUAGUUAGACCUAACCAGCAGCAGCUGGGAAAAACUAACCAAUUAAGGAAUCCAAUUAACAGGAAUCCAAUUAACCCGCAGGCCGCAGCCCGGCGAUUUCGGCGCAGCGCUCAAACUAACUGAAGGUCCAGUACCAUUAUUGUGCGACGUAUUAACGAAACACAUAAUGAAAAACAUCCGAUUAGAAAUGUCGUGGUAUGGUUGAGGUCUCGACAUUCCAAAGGGCAUUAAAAGGAAUUAUAGUUUAAACUAAACUGAUAGAACUAUUCAAUAUAAUGAAGUUAGUUUAAUCAAACUGUGCUUUAAUGUCCUCUACACAAUUAAGCAAAUGAACAAAAGAAUCAGUAAUUUUUACUGGCGUGCAAAUACCUUACACUAAGACUUCUGACUAAUGUUUACACGUUGCAAUGUUGGAACAUAACUUCGUACUAUUGAUAGGUCACUCAGCAACGGUGUUUACCAACUACGAAAUAAUGAUUCACUCGAACAAUAUCAAGUUUACUGUCACAUGACUGGAUUAUCUGGAUGUGGCCAAGGAGGUUUGACACUACUGAUGAAAGUAGAUGGGCACAAGGUACGGAUAAUCUCUUCGAAUGCAUAAACACAACAAACAAUAAUAUAUAGAGAAAUUAACAAACUUUUUGCUUUGCAGAAUGACUUUAACUACAGCUCUCCUUACUGGACAAACAAGGAAGCCUACGUAGUUGGAGAUGGACUUGAAGGUUUUGAAUGA